CGUCAUCUCUCGCCUCUCGUUCCGUUUUCAUGUUUUUCCCUCUCGCUUUCAAUCGAAAUCGCGUCGCAAACAAAAUAACAUGCAACGAUGGGAGAAAACUCGAAAUUUGAUAAACCAUCGAUAUCCUGUUCGGGUUGUUUGAAUUCUGUUGACGAGCCCGAAUAUGUAUCCGCCUUAGGACAAGAAUGGCACACGGACUGUUUCCGAUGUUCAGCAUGUGAUGCCAAACUAUCAAGUUGGUACUUCGAAAAGGACAGCAUGCUAUUUUGUAAAGAUGAUUACUGGAUGAAAUUCGGUGAAUCAUGUCAACAAUGUGGUGAAGUCAUAACUGGGCCAGUAAUGGUAGCGGGUGAUCAUAAAUUCCAUCCCGAAUGUUUUUGUUGUGGUUCAUGUAAAGCAUUCAUCGGUGACGGGGAAUCAUAUGCAUUAGUUGAACGUUCGAAAUUGUAUUGUGGACAAUGUUAUCGUCGUCAGAUGAAUCCAUUGUCGAAAUCAUCGGCAAAUAGUAAUAAUAGUGCGUCAUCGAUCAAUAGUAAACCAUUGCAUUCUAUACGCUUGAUUGAGAUACCGUGGAAGAAGGGCUCGAAGAGUGGCUUGAGAUUGUCGCUUGAUGAGAAUCAAUAUGGUAUGCCGAUAACUGCAGAUUCAGGAUGUCGUGGUGUACGAAUUUCUGAGUCUAUUUGUAGAAUAUAUGGACGCUUGGGGAAAUACGUGUUCUCAUUCAUUUCCUCAGCCUUCGAUACUUGCUGUGGUUCUUAUAGAAUCGAUGUAAAUACAGAUCUUAUGACCCUUCAUAUUGGAGAUCGCAUCCUUGAAGUAAAUGGCAAUCCUAUAAAGGAUACAUCGCUCGAACAAAUUGAUAGUCUAAUACAAAAUAGCGAUAAAGUCCUUCAAUUGACUAUCGAACAUGAUCCGGAAGAUAUAAGUCGCAGUAGUAGUCAAGUGGACAUCACAGGACGAACAGGAUCUCCGCUCCAAUCAAUUGAUUUCAACAAGAAUGACGGGCGAGCAGCACACAAAGACUUUAGUGACACUGGAAGUGGCAAUAAACUCUCAAAACAGGAUAAAGAACGCUUAUACAAACGCAAGGAUGAAGGUUACAUUAGUGGAACAAAGACACGACAAUUACGUAAAUCGAAAAACCUCAAUAUGAAUUGUUCGAACGCUACGAAUAGUUUAAAAGAAAAGGAGAGAUGCUCGAGUAUGUCCAAAUUGUUGGAUGAAAACCAUCCACCGAAUGUUGAGUUGUAUGACUUGGCGCGAACAAAAUCGUUUCGGGUCGAACCAAAGCCACAACAAAUUUUUCGAGCUUCUGAUCUAGUUCAAGGCGAGCUGUUAGGGAAAGGAUUCUUCGGACAGGUUUAUAAAGUGACACACAAAGUAACCAAAGAAGUGAUGGUUUUGAAGGAAUUGUAUCGCGUGGAUGAGGAAGCACAGCGGAAUUUUCUAAAAGAGGUUGCUGUGUUAAGGUCUCUCUCGCAUCAUAACGUACUGCGCUUUAUCGGUGUUUUGUAUAAGGAUAAAAAGCUGCACUUAGUCACUGAGUUUAUCCCGGGCGGUUCGUUGAAGGAGUUAAUUCACGAUUCUGGCUUGCCACUGCCUUGGGAGCAAAGAGUCUCCUUUGCCAAGGAUAUUGCAUGCGGGAUGAGCUACUUGCAUUCUAUGAACAUCAUCCAUAGAGAUUUGAAUUCACUUAAUUGUUUAGUUCGCGAGGAUAAGACGGUGAUUGUAGCUGACUUCGGACUAGCUAGGAUAAUAACAACUCCCAUGUAUAGCACGAGCGAUAAGUGGUUGGGGAGCGGAACAGGUACAACAGGUCGCAAUAAGAGUCGUCAGAGGCGUCAACGUUAUACUGUCGUCGGGAAUCCAUACUGGAUGGCACCGGAAAUGAUGAAGGGUAACAAGUAUGAUGAGAAAGUUGACAUUUUCUCGUUCGGGAUAGUAUUGUGUGAAAUUAUUGGGCGUGUUCAAGCAGAUCCAGAUUAUUUGCCAAGGACGUCCGAUUUUGGACUGAAUCAGAAGGUGUUUAAGGAUAAGUUUUGCAUGCAGUGUCCGGAGGCUUUCUACAAGAUUGCGUUUUUGUGCUGUGAACUGAAUCCUGACAAGAGGCCACCAUUUGAAGUUCUGGAAGUUUGGCUGGAAAGUCUAGCAAUGCACAUCGCUGUUGGUCAUCCACUUCCUCCGGAUUUAGUGUUCGACAUUGAAAAUUACAAAGGAUCACCAAGUCGUGAGUCUAGUUUAAGUUCAACACCUGAUGGUUUUCUAACUCCCAAAUCGACUGGUGGCGCUGGCGACAAGAAAUGCCAAAGCCAGGAUAGUUUAAUUGAUUGUGAUGUUAAAAAGAAAGAUGCCAAGAAUGUAAAUGAACGUGAUACUAAUACUACUGAUAAGAAUAAUACAAAUACAAACACAACAUCUUCUAGUAAUACUAAAAUAGAUAAUUCUAAACCAACAGAUGGUAGCAAUAGUGUACAAAAUGAUCAUGAAAAAACUGAAAAGGAUAAAGUUCUCGAGCAGAAUCCAUUCAUUCGCGAAAUUCCGAAAUCUCCGCACCUAUCAAAAGACUUUUCACCGAACGGUGAUAGAAUUAGGGAUAGUAUUAGAGCUCGUAGACAAGCACGAAUGAUGCGCAAUCGCGAGAAUCAAAUAAGAUUAGGUUUAAGUCCCACUGAAUGUGGACAGGGAAGCUUAGGGCGACCCGCUUCGAAGUUCAUCGUGGGUUCAGAGACAUCGAGUUUUGAGAGGGAAGAUGAUGAGAUACAGUCGUGCGACGACAAAACCCAAACUCCGUCCGGACCGUCCAGUUUGGUGGAGGUUAAGCAAGAUGAUGUUACCGAACAAGUGUUACAGGCAGUUAAGGCAAGUUUGGAGAGUGAUAAAGAUCUUAUGGGUCGUGCCCAAGGAGGAAGGAAGAAGGGGACAAAGGAGCGUCCGUAUGGCGAGAAAGGUUUUUUGAUCAAUGUUCGAGAUGGUAAUUUGACGUUGAAUAAUGUGAAGGAUUUGGAGAAUUGUUCUGAUUUUGAUUCGAGUUGUGACAAUAGUUUGAAUUAUGCGGAAGCCAAUGCUGUAAAUACAGAGUUAGUCGCGAGUUCACCAAAACCGGCCGUUAGGUCGAAAGUUCGGGCGAAUGUUGGAUCUGAAGCAUCGAGAACUGAAGUUGAUGCUCCAAAGAAAACAGUAGCUAGUCGUAUGUCUUCUUUUGAUAGUGUAUCUUCCGAUCGUGAUUCCAAAAACAAAACUCCGACGAAUCGUCCGUUGAAAUCGCAAAUCACGACUAGUCGGAAAUCUUCUCAGGAAAGUGUCGCUUCCGAUGUUGGAAAAGUAACUCACGAACGUGAAGUACGCCGACCGCCAUUUGGUGGUGUGGUUAGUGCACGGAAGUCUUCAUUGGAAUCAUCUGAUCAAGUCGAUUCAGGGAUUAAGUUGCGAUCCAACGCAUCAAAAUCCUAUCGUCCUCCAAAGGAAUCUACAGCGAAACGGGCCCCUGUGACAAGUAGUCGAAAAUCAUCUCUGGACAGUGGGUCGGAUGAGUCCAUAAGAUCUCCUACAUCUCCAAUUGCUAGGGUGAACGAAGCAAUCAUAGAAAAGUCAUAUAAAACCGCCCUGGAUGACAUUCGCGCCAAGUUGAAUCUCUGCAAGUCAAAGUUUGAAAGUUUGGAUGCUGCUAGUAAACAAAAUAUAACAAAUUCUCAAAAUUCAAUGCGUAACUAUUUUAAUAUUAUGCCUCAGCAGGAAACAACGACGCAAGCACAGUCAAAAUCGCAACCGCAAUCACCGCCCAUAGUUAGUAUGUUCAGUCGGAAAUAUUCGCAGCCGUUCGAUGUGAAUCAGAACAGUGACGACAAUAGUACAAACCCGACAAAAGCCUAUCGUAUAAAUGAAACGCCCAUUUUUGAACGUCGCAAUACGAAAACUUUUUCAAUUUUCCGUCGAUCCGAUUCAGAUGAAAAUCUUGCUGUAAAUAGUUCCAAAGUUAUCGGAUCUAAUCUUGCCACAACUAGUAAAUAUAGUAAACAGCCGAAAGUGCACGAGCAUCAGCAAUCGCCGGCUGAGAAAACGUUUGGUUUUAAACAGAAAGUUUCUCCAACUUCGGAGCUUAAGGCAAGUCAGGGUUUUCAUUCGACAACGGUGGGCGGGGCAAUAGAGCCUGCUGCCGAUCGGAAAACGGCCAAGCCAUCGAACAUUUUCAAUCAAAACUUUUUCAAUUUAAAACGAACAACAAAUUUUCUGACGAAGAAGUCGUCAAAAGAUGUGCCUUCUAGCUCUUCAGCAACUAUUGGUGGUAGUACUACUCCAGUGAAUAGGUUCAGUUCCGGUAAUGCCGGCUCGGAGAAGUUCACUAAUCUGACCAACUGGGGGAGUAGUCAUGAUUCGCCUGUGCCAUAUAAACGACCCGAGUAUUUGCCGUCUGCAUCAACGAACGUAUCGAAGACUAGCAACCGAAUCAGUGUCCUUACGCCGGAGAGUAUUCAUCGCUUGAACGCAAAGCUUAGCGAACAGAAAUCAAUGGCGGCCGCCCGACAGACUGCGUCAGUUUCUGCAUCUUCGAACUCAUCAUCUUCCAACCCUCAUGCGACUCAUUAUCUUCGAAGCGGCAACGGGAGUGGUGGUGGCGGCAAUCAGAGCACUAGAAAUUUAAGCAAUAAUAAUAGUAUUUUAGGAAAUCAGCAACAUAACUCACCGAUAAACAAUCAAUUGCUCAACAAUUCGAUGACCAAUAAGAAUUAUCCAUUUAAUGCUCAAACGAAGCGCGGUAGCAGUAAUAUAACGACGGUUCAUCAGAACCUUGGAGGAAAGGGGAGUAGCAGCGGUGGUGGUGUGAGUGGAAUGUCUCGACGAUAUGAAUUAGGGUUAGGUAUGCGAGGUGGGGGUGGUGAUGGACCCGGUGGAGGUGGAGGUUCUCAGGGGACGUCGUCCACUUCGCAUAGUUCGGGAAGAGUGUUGGAAUCGACUGCGUUGUAGGCACGAUUCUGGGGUGAUGGGAUAGUUUGUAUGUUUAAGGGAUGAUUUAGGGACACUGGAAUCGAGCAUGCUUUUUGGAUUUCUCAGAUGUGGUUUAAUUUGGAAAGUAGGCCUAUUGGAAUUAUAAAGACUUGAAAAUUAUUUAGAGUUAUAGAAGCACGUUCGGUGCGAAGUCAGUAAUGUACCGUAGACGCUUGAAUACUUUUUAACAACUGAAGAGCCUCUCAUUCGCUUGGAGGCUUAAAUUAAAAGCACUUUUGAAAACAGAAGACUCCGCACAUUGAAUUGGGGUCAACACCGGCACAAAUUGACUUCGCAUUGGACGUAUUAGGCUACCAAGUAUCUUCUUGGAUUGUGGUUCGAAAUUUUCUAUCUUGCUUUAGUAGAAAGAUGCACCAUUUUCCUGGCCAAUCAGAAAUGCAUUGUUCAAGAGAAUGUUAUGGUUUUCUACAAAGCCAGAUUGAACUGUUGCCAUUCCUUAAUUGUAUACAAACUCAUAGAUUAGAUUGCAUUCCCUUUGAACAGAAAACGAAUGGAUAAAAUCAAUACGAAUAUUGACCAGUGAUGAUAGUUUUACUGUUCCAAGUCCCAGUUAUGGUACAGAAGAUGAAAUAAAAAUAGUCUGACAUGCAAAUAUUAUGAACUGCAAAUGAAACUAACACUUAAAUCAAAUUGAAUGAAAUUCUCUAAAAAAAGUAUUUAAAACGCGAUUAUUAAGUGUAGGACACACUAAUCGACAUGUGUUAUGUAUAUUGUUGUACAUAAGAUAGGUUUCGCCAUAAAUAUAUACGUCUAUGAUUUUUAAAUAUAUUUAAGUUAAUCUAGAUUCAUUUUUAAUUAAAAUAAUUUCUCCCGCUACUAACAUGCAAGAAUCAUUUAUGAUUGAUUAGAAGCCAGGAAGAGAUAAGAACUAUUAAGUAAAACAGAAUUAUUUGUAACGAUAAAAGACAGGCUAAUUACCGAGAAUGAGAUAGAAAACUUAUUUUUCUUAUCAUUUCUAAUUUAUUAAAGUUUGAAUGACCCAAUUUUAGUGUUUUGUUACAUUUUUUUUUGUUGCGAACUUCCCUAUUUUAGCAUGGCUGAUAUAAAAUCUUUGAGUUUUGCUUUAUAAAAAAUUUUGAUUUUGAUUACUUGAGUUGAUUUUUUAGUCAUGAAUCUAUCGCAGAACCGAUCUCUCUCAUGAGUUCUGUUCUUGUAUUAUAGUUGCGAUUUUGAAAAAAAAAGACACACGAAAAUCCAGAUACGAUAAACAACGACUAACACGAACAAAUUGUAUGAUUUUGAUGAAAUAAAUUUUUUAUUUGUGA
Molecule: messenger RNA, 6269 nt
Organism: Hermetia illucens (black soldier fly)
Lineage: Eukaryota; Metazoa; Arthropoda; Insecta; Diptera; Stratiomyidae
Gene: LIMK1
Product: LIM domain kinase 1
Exons: 6
Coding region: 88-4962 (1624 amino acids)
Biological process (GO): actin cytoskeleton organization; protein phosphorylation
Cellular component (GO): cytoplasm; nucleus
Molecular function (GO): ATP binding; protein serine/threonine kinase activity; protein binding
Source: RefSeq, a predicted model, not a curated record